AUGCAAGCACGAAAGAUAAGGUACGACAUUAUUGGACUGGCCGAGACAGACUACGCCUUCUAUUACACAGGAGAAGAACAGUUCCUCGAAGCAUGCGACAGUAGAGGAGUCAGCAGCGUUCACGUCAACACGAGUUUGUCCGUGAGCAUCGAUUCAUUCGAACAACUGACAACCCCAAUCGGACGUUUACGAUUGAAGAGAUGUGGAGCAAUAGCGGCUUUGACAAUCGUCUUCGUUUGCGCGCCGGACAUCAAACUAUGGUGA
This is a messenger RNA of Angiostrongylus costaricensis, 264 nucleotides long. Lineage: Eukaryota; Metazoa; Nematoda; Chromadorea; Rhabditida; Metastrongylidae. The record is from the annotation of a GenBank genome assembly.